AUCUGGUGAUCGUUCUCGCUGACGACAAGCUCUAUGGCAGGAGGAAGCUUCUGAGCAUCUGCGAUGAGGCUGUUUGCUGCGGUGCUGCAAGAUCAGUAUCAGCUGGGAACCAUCCUCGGACCGUAUCCUUCCAGAGCGUGAUCCUGCCAAUGCUACAAGUCAUUUGUCAGCCUGCGUUUUUCAACAACCCAGCAUCAAGCAAGGUGAACACAACCCUAGCAGCCAUCGCCGAGGUGGACGGCUUUCAAGACUACCUGGUCGCCUGCAUGAGGCUGCUCACCCAGCGCGGCAUGAUCCGCGACCUGGGGAGAUCAGACGGGGGAAGAGACGGGAGAGGAGACGACAAUGGUAUGAGGGAGUGGGACGUGGCGUUUGGCAUCGUGCUCAGCUUCUUUCAUGAAACCGUGCUGCGCUUCCACUCCUUGUUCGCCGCUGCACAGGCCAGCAGGGACCUACAGGAGCUGGAGGGUAUGCUGGAGAGGUGGCAGGGGGAGCAGCCGGUGUUUGAUGGCAGGUACCACCAUCUGCAAUCGGUCAUCUAUCGGCUGAGGAGGGCUGUUGAUGUGAGGAGCCACAGCGAGAGGCAGAAACGGAGGGCGGAGGAAGGGCAGAUGCUGCACGAAGACUUCUUCCCUUCAGGUCAGCGCCUCUCAAGCAUGCAAGCCGUGGAUGGGCCGGGUGAGCUCAGCCUGGCGGGCCAUCCACGGCAUGAUAACGACCAUGUCGACAUCUCAGCUAUCUCAGUGCCUCCAACAAUGGACGAGGUUCUCUGCAAGGCGUCACCAUACCUCCCACACAACCACGCCAGCGAGCCGCACCACCUGCCAGCAGGCUCGGUGGGACGCCACGUGGACAUCCAGUUCCGCCUGCUGCGCCACGACCUCAUCGCCCCCCUCUGGAGCAAGGCGCUCUUCCUCCUCCACCGCCUCAACCACGAAUCCUCCACGGCCGCCCGUGGCGAUGGCAGCAGCAACGGUGGUGGCGGUGGGACCGGCAGCUGGAGGAGUUGCGGCAGCAGUGCGGGCAGGGAGGAGGCGAUGGGGCUGGUGCGGGCGGACAGGGAGUUGGUGCGGGGUCUGACAGACGACAUGAAGGGCGUGGUGGGGUUCUCCUCCGAGGACAUGGACGUGUAUCUGCUCAGGGACGUGCACGUGCUGUCGAUCAACACUGAUAAGCGCAGCGGCGUGUACUUUCUAAUUGACUUUCUUGAGCCUCCCAUGCCGAGUGGUCGGCGCUCCCGUAAUAGGACGGAGUUCUGGGAGAACACGCGGAGGCUGCAGAAUGGCUCCCUCGUGUGCCUGUGGAUUCGAGACAUGCACCCCAGUCACAGCCAGCAGUGUCUGAGGGAGCGCAGGGAGCAAAGCAGCGCAGCAGAUGCAUCCUGCUCGCACCGCCUCGUGUUCGCGACCAUCACAGCGAGGGACACAGAGAGGCUUGCCACUGCCCGACCGCAGAUUGGAGUGCAGCCGUGUGGGGAGAAUGGCUUUAGUGCAGACCUGCUGGGGCUGAUCGCCCGGCACGGCAGUGCAGGCAGCGCAGGGAGCACGCAGGUGGUGAUGCUGGAGGCGCAUGGGAGCUUCUUUGCAUACGAGCCCAUUCUCAAGGCCCUGCAGGGCAUCACUGAGGCGUCGCUGCCCUUUGCUGAAUACAUCUGCGGGACACCUGUUAGAACACCUGGCGGGGCACCUGGCGGGGCUGCUGCGACUCUGGGGUAUACGCUGCCUGCGUACAUCGAAACAGGGAUGAUGUAUGACUUGAGCCUGCUGCUCAAGACGAAGCCCUCAUCUGCGCAGGCAGAGAAAGCUCCCGAGGACACAUUUGCCCUGAGUAACGUGCCGAUCUCCAACCCCACCUCCUUUCCCAUCGAUCCUGUCCUGCACUGCACCUCGCUGGACCAGCCCCAAGCCGUGGCUCUCCAGGCCGCCUUGACUCAGGAGCUUGCUCUGCUUCAGGGCCCACCAGGAACCGGCAAGACGUUUGUGGGGAUAAAGCUGGUGGAGAUCCUGUUGAGCAAUGCCCUCAAGAGCGCUGAUUCUGGAGGAGCAAGCAGUGGGGGCGGUGGACUGGGUCCCAUCCUAUGCGUGUGUUUCACCAACCAUGCGCUGGAUCAGUUCCUGGAGGGCCUCAUUGCCAGCGGCAUCAAGAACGUGGUGCGAGUGGGGGGAAGGAGCAGGUGCGAGUCGCUGCAGCAGUUCAAUCUCGCCACCAUCAUGCGAGACAUGCACCUGCACCACAGCCGCAGCUACAGGCAGUCGACCUACGAGGUGCACAGCAGGCUCAAGGAGGUGGAGGCGGUAAUCCGCACACACAGCGAUGCUCUGCAGCACCGCACGGACAAUGCCCUCUCGCUCACCUGGCGCUCCAUCGCCCCGCACCUCCUCGCCAACCACCCCGGCUACUUCUAUGCCCUCCAUGCUGCCAGCAAGGCGGCAGACAACGACGGUUUUCAGGAAGUGGGUGGGCAAGACAACUGGGGCCGAUGGAAGCGAGGGCUGCCAAAGAAAACUCCCUGCCGCAAAAAGGGAGCUUUUAACCAGGGAAGAGAUUCCGUCAGGCUUGAUUUACCUCCUCGAAUGAUGCAAACGGGGUUAGGGGACAGGGAAAAGGUGGGUGUAUCGACUGCCAGCAAUGAGGGGCCUACUCAGAAUCCGUAUGAAGCCUUGGGAAGGCUUGGAGGGGUUGAGGUUGGGGAGGGGUGGCAUGUGAGCAGCAAUGAGAGAGAUGACGGCGUGGGGGAUGAGCUGAGAGGGCUCGUUGAGCUCAUGUCGUCCAUCUAUGUUGAUGAUGAUGGGCAUGGGGAUGGUGAUGGGGAUGAUGGUAGUGAUGGGAGUGAUGAUGGGAAUGAUGGUGACGGUGAGGCGGUGGUGAGAAGGCCAAGACAUGUUAGAGGUGGCGGCAGUGGUGCCGCAGGAUGGGCCACAGGCAGUGGUGCUGCUGCUGGCUUGCACUCCUGGCUCGGGUAUGGGGCGCCAGGGGGAGCAGGGCUGGAGAGAGGAGCGGGAUUCGGAAAUGCGAGCAGUGGGGCAGAUAUAAGGGGAGGCAUGUGGGGAGGCCAGGGCGGGCAGCAGCAAGGAGGGGUGAGUGUGGAGGAUCUGUCCCAAGCAUUCGGUGACUUGGGCAACCAGACAGGCAGGGGCGAAUGGGAGGAGCAGGUGGAGGAGAAUCAGAUCGAGGAGAAUCAGAUGGAAUCAGAGGAGGUCGAUGAAAGGAGUGACCGAGGGGUGGAGGAGUUGCUGUGCGUGGCGGAUCCAUGGGCGACCAGUGCGCAGGAGAGGCGGAAGCUGCUGGAGCACUGGGUGGGGGAGUUGCGCGACACAGCGAACGCUGCAAUUGAGGCUGAGGUUGAGAACUUCGCAAGGAAGGUGAAGGAGCGCAGCGAGUUGCAGCAGAUGGAGGAGCUGGAGAUUCUAGAGCGAGCGCAGGUGGUGGGCAUGACCACGUCCGGGGUGGCCAAGAUGCAGCGCCUCAUCAUGGCGCUUGGCCCGCGCGUCGUCAUUGUGGAGGAGGCCGCUGAGGUGCUGGAGGCUCAUAUUCUCACCUCGCUCACCCCGCGCACCCAGCACAUCAUCCUCAUAGGCGACCACCUGCAGCUGAGGCCCAAGGUGGAGGUGUACGAGCUGAGCAAGGACUCACACAAGGGCUUCGACCUGGACGUGUCACUCUUUGAGCGCCUCGCGCUCUCCAGGCGCCUCCCCGUGUACACACUCGCCACGCAGCGCCGCAUGCGCCCCGAGAUUGCCGACCUCAUCCGCUGCACCAUCUACCCGGAUCUGCAGGACCAUCCCCUCGUGCGCGGGUACCCUGACGUGCGCGGCAUGGCGGUGAACCUGCACUUCUGGGACCAUGACUGUCCUGAGAGCGGCUUGGACGACUUCAACGAGGGCAAGUCCAAGUCCAACGACGGCGAGGCCGCCAUGGUGGUGGGGCUCGCCACGUACCUCUUACAGCAGGGGUACACGGGCGGCGAAAUCACCAUCCUCACGCCCUAUGUAGGCCAGCUGCUGAAGCUGCGCCAGGCGCUUUCCCAGGUGGUGGAUGUGCGGCUGGGGGAGAGGGAUGCAGAGCAGGUGGAGAAGGUAGAGGAGAAGGGUGGAGCUGGGGAAGGUGGGGCUGAGGCGGGGGAGGGUGGACGUGGGGGAGGGGCGUCUGGAGGGUCGUGGGUGGCGGGGAAGGGGUUGGGGGUGGGUCUGGAUCCCAGUGCUCCCAAGGCGACGACAGCGAAUCUCAAGGAUGCAGUGCGGUUGGCCACGGUGGACAAUUUCCAGGGAGAGGAGAGCACGGUGGUGAUCAUAUCCCUCGUGCGCAACAACAUGGACGGCAAGAUUGGCUUCCUCAAGAGCCCCAACCGCACCAACGUGCUGCUGUCCCGCGCCAAGCACGGCAUGUACAUCAUUGGCAACGCGAGCACCAUGAGGGCGAGCUCCAAGUCCGUCCUCUGGCCGCGAAUUCUGACCAUCCUGCAGAGCAGGGGGCGUGUGGGGCGGUCCAUUCCCCUGCGGUGUGUGAACCACAGCGACACAGUGACGCACAUCCAUGACGCGAGGGAGUUCAAGGAGAAGGCCAGCGAGGGCGGGUGCUCCCAGAUGUGCGGCUUCCGCCUCACCCCCUGCGGUCACACGUGCCCCCGCAGAUGUCAUGGCGACGACAGGGCACACGCAAGGGCGUUUUGCCCCAAGGAGUGCAGCCGGAUCCGCCCUCUGGAGGAGUGUCCGUACCAGCACACUUGCCCCAAGCAGUGUGGGGAGGCCUGUGGCCCCUGCACCGUCACCAUCAGAGCGCUCACUCUCCCGUGUGGGCAUCCCGCCUUCAAUGUUCCGUGCUUCCAAGCUCAGAAGCCAACCUCCAUCUUCUGCCCGGAGAGAGUGGAGGUGACGAUGCCACUGUGCGGGCACAAGCAAACUGUGAAGUGCAGUGAGGCGGCAAUCAGGACAAGCAACCCCAAGCUCUGCACGGCUCGCUGUGGGGCUGUACUCGAGGAUUCCUGUGGGCACACCUGCAUCUCCCCUUGUGGCCUCUGCAUCAUUGACCCAGCUGCCACUGCAGAGGUCCAGCAGGCAGAGCCACAGCAGCAGAUACAGGUGCAGCAGCAGCAGCAGGUGGAAAGGAAGCACAGGAAGUGCAUGCAGCGGUGUGAGCGGCCCCUCCCCUGUGGCCACCUGUGCCCCGACACCUGCCACAGCGACCGACCCUGCAACCCCUGCACGCGCAAGUGCCUCGUUUCCUGCCAGCAUAGCUCCUGCCCGCAGCCCUGCCACCGCACCUGUGCCCCAUGCGCCGAGCCCUGCGGGUGGCGCUGCGUUCACCAAGGGGCGUGCUCCCUCCCCUGCGGCGCCCCCUGCGACCGCCUUCCCUGCGAGCAGCGGUGUGCGAAAACGCUGAAAUGUGGCCACCAGUGUCCGUCUCUCUGUGCUGAGAAAUGCCCUUCUGAGGCGUUUUGCACGGCUGCUGGGUGUGGGGCAGCGGAGAAGAAAGGGAUGACAGUGGAUCUAGUCACACUGGAGACGCUGGGGGAGAUUGAUCCGGAUGAGAGCCCUGUGGUUGUACUGGGAUGCGGACAUGCUUAUACAGUGGAUACUCUGGAUGGCCACAUGGGGUUGAACCAGGCGUAUUUAGAGGCGGGUGGUGGGGCUGGUGGGGCAACUGGGGGUGCGAGUGGGUCUAGUGGUAUGAGUGAAGGUGGAGGGGAGUGUGGGCGCAAGUGGGUGGCAGUGCUACCGUUUGAGGAUGGUGAUUUGUCCAUGCUCAAGGGCUGCCCGGAGUGCCGUCAGCCAAUCACAGGGCUCCGCCGGUACGGCAGGAUGGUCAACAAGGCCCUGCUGGACCAAUCAGAGCGCAAGUUCGCGCUCAGCUGCUUGGCAGACCACGAAGUGGUGCAGAGGAAGCUAGCGCGGUUGAGCCAGGUGAUUUCAUCACUCACAGAACCCGCUCAGCCCAGGCGGCUGGGGGAGGUAGCUCAGGCGGCAGCACGCCUGGUGCAUGAGGGAGGCCAGCUGUGUGCUACCGCUGCUAACCCACCAACGCAGCAGACCUACCAGGCAUCUGUAGCAGCCCUGCAGAGACAGCACUACCUUUUCGGGCACAGGUCCCGCGGGACAUAUAGCAGUGGCAGCGGUGGGUGGGUUGCAGUCGAUGGCAGCGGGAAGGGCAGGCAGGUUCGUGCAGGCUCAUCUGAAUCCACAUGGGAGGAGGAGUGCCAGCUGCUCUAUGUCCCCCGCCCAGACCCCAGGCCCCUCUGUGAGGCCCGUAUGAUGCUGGGGAAAGCCUUUCAGCUGCUCAUGGCUGCCAACUUCCUCCAACUGCGGAACCUCCUUGGGAAUCUCCGGAAGACUGUGGCUGGCACGAGCGGGGAGAGCAGCAGCAGAAGCAGGAAGGUGGUGUAUCUGACCCGCUGUGUGGAGAGGUGCAGGGAGGUGGUGCGUACGAGUGUGAGGAACGCGGAGAUGCAUGUGGUGGAGGCGGUGGAGUGGGCUGGUAAGCGCAAGGCGGUGCGGCUGGAGGCGAGGGCGCGGCUGGAGCUGGUAGAUGUGUUGCGAGCGUUCGUGGAGGGCUUGAUGGCGGAACGCAUGCUCUCCAACACCCCGACUGCCCUGGAUAUGAUAAAGAGGCAGCAGCUGGAGUACCUCAAAAAGGCCAAGACACAGUGCGGCAUGGUGGCCUUCCACCACUUACUCUCCAUCAGAGACGAGGCCACCCUUGGGAAAAGCGCUCGAAAUCUACUCAAUGAGGAUCUGCCUGCUCUAGAAGCAUCUGUUGAGGAUGCGCCUCGUUAUUUCACCCUUACCGAGCGUGAAAAGGGUGACGUGUACAGAGCAAUAGGCCUGGGAGGAGGGCACUGGUAUCGGUGCCCGAACGGGCAUGUGUAUGUGAUAGGGGAGUGUGGCAGGGCAUGGGUGGAGUCUCGUUGUCCUGAAUGCAAUGAGGUGGUGGGCGGGAGAGGGCAUGUGCUGCGUGAAGGCAAUGCCAGUGCAUCUGACUUCUUCCGAGGGGCUUGA
Messenger RNA from Closterium sp. Naga37s-1, 6992 nucleotides. The record is from the annotation of a GenBank genome assembly. Lineage: Eukaryota; Viridiplantae; Streptophyta; Zygnematophyceae; Desmidiales; Closteriaceae.